UCGUGAGUCGUUUCCUGAUGGCAUAUCGAGCUCCCCGCUGCGUUCACUGAAGCCGACGGAACUUGAGGCCCAGUGAAAAACCCGUCGAAUUAGACCGAAUGAAAUCGUGUCAGAUAUUAUUUACGGCGCUUUGAAUCGAGUGUCCUCGUGUUUUCCAUAUGCCACUCGAUUUUGCCCAAUAUUCAGUCAUUUCUUGCCUGUUCUCCUCGAACGAAAUCUUUUCAUUCUGUUUAACUCGUAGUCCACGUCGCCAUGUAGAUUCAAUCGACGAUUCAAAUCAUAUCCUUCGAGACUGUGCGAACAAAUUUCAGAAAAACCCAAGUAUCAUGCAAAUCUCUGAGUCUGAUGUUGUCCACGGUCGCAAACGACGCCAUUCCGACCAAAGUGAUGACUUCGAAAACACUUCACCGCUCCGUCCCACUAAUCAAAAAUGUGCCACUCAUGCUGCUCAUGCCAUUCAAUGUCUGUAUAACUCUGGUGUUGAAGAUUCUCAAGUCAAGUCACAAACAUGGGCUUUGAGUAUAUAUCAACAUGCAGCAUCUUCCAAUGCCCAGCUCCUCCAGUCCGACAAUUUCGAGGGAACGAAAGGUUCUCUGGACUCUGUUGCCGGCCAUGGAGAGCAUCCUCAGAGUAGAGAUGCAGCUGCAAUCAUGGUCCACUCUGGUGCGUACUACAACAUGUUCCUUAAUUCGAUAGAAAAAGCGCCAUUCACUACGUUCGAGAUUGAAUCCAAUGCAGUCAUGGAUGGUUCUGAAGAUGUGGGAACACUCGAAAUCAAGGAACACGCAACUUCGAUGUCUGCUAAUGAUGUCAGUCCUUCUGUCCCUUCAACUUCGACUUCUGCUGCAGCCACUCUCACUCCUUCGGAUCCUGUUACACCAACUACAAGUGGCAUUACUGAUGACAGUGCAAUGUCUCCGGUGAUUACCCCAACUCUGGUCCCAGCAAAAAAGGCCUCCGGGUUCAUGAAGCCUGGAAAGAGUACAAGCGUGAGGUAAGGUGUUUUGCUAUUGAUUGUGAACGGAAUCUGACAUCACGUGCGGAAGUGGGCCAUCGCGCUUCGCGCGUGGCAUGUACGAGUCCUCAUUGGAAUUCUUCAGCUGUACUGAUAAAAGAUAUGUACAUG
Messenger RNA from Lentinula edodes (shiitake mushroom), 1126 nucleotides. RefSeq lists its product as uncharacterized. Bases 159 to 998 code for a protein of 279 amino acids. The record is from RefSeq and is a predicted model, not a curated record. Lineage: Eukaryota; Fungi; Basidiomycota; Agaricomycetes; Agaricales; Omphalotaceae. The transcript has 4 exons.